Molecule: messenger RNA, 396 nt
Organism: Fonsecaea pedrosoi CBS 271.37
Lineage: Eukaryota; Fungi; Ascomycota; Eurotiomycetes; Chaetothyriales; Herpotrichiellaceae
Exons: 1
Coding region: 1-396 (131 amino acids)
Source: RefSeq, a predicted model, not a curated record
AUGACCGAGGAGGAGUUCUGCUUGGGCUUGGUAGAAAGAGUCCGCCAGAUUUAUACCGACAAUAAUCAACAUAUGGCUCGUGUUGAAUGGCUCCAAAAACAUCUUCCUAUAUCACUUACAGGCCACCAACCGACUCUCACACAUGGUGAGCUUCAGAAGAAAAAUAUCAUUAUCACUCGAACACAUCUACAAAAUGGAGACGAUGAAGACGGCUUCGAGCUGACAAUACUUGAUUGGGAGGAUGCAGGUUGGUACCCUGAUUACUUCGAAUACUUUGCAUGCUACACGAGCUUCCGCUGGGACAACGACUGGCCUCAAAUUGUCGAGGUCUUCCUCGACCCAUAUCCUGUGGAGACGCUUGUACUGAUGCCGGUAUACCAUGACAUUUUUAUGUAG